CUAUUCGGUGUUCGCUCGGCUUUAAGAAACAAUGGCGAGUGUUCCGGUUCAACUUCCGUUCCGAAUGCGCUCUGCUGAAGGGGGUUUGGACUUAAUGCUAAGCUUAGCUGUACAUGCUAACAACUGUGUCACAGCUCAGUAAUGUCAACAUUCAUCCGAAUGAUGGCUGCCUCGAGAAAACUGGCAUUGUUCCGUCUGCCUCCCCUGCCGACUGUAGGUGAGCUGAUAAAGCUGUACAACCUGCGAGCUGAGAAACAGCUGUCCCAGAACUUUCUUCUGGACUUGAAGCUCACAGACAAAAUAGUGCGGCAGGCAGGCAGUUUGAGGGAUGCCUAUGUGUGUGAGGUGGGUCCGGGUCCCGGGGGCCUGACCCGCUCUAUCCUCAAUGCCGGUGCUGCUGACUUGCUUGUGGUGGAAAAAGAUACACGUUUCAUUCCCGGGCUGAAGCUGUUGUCAGAGGCAGCACCGGGGAAGUUGAGGAUUGUCCACGGGGACAUACUCACCUACAGAACAGACCGGGGAUUCCCGCAAAGUAUCUCAAAGCCAUGGGAGGGAGAUCCGCCAAAUCUUCACAUCAUAGGGAAUCUUCCAUUCAGCGUCUCAACCCCCCUCAUCAUCAAGUGGCUGGAGAACAUAGCCAACAGGACAGGGCCCUUCGUCUACGGGCGCACUCGGCUCACGCUCACCUUCCAGGAAGAGGUGGCAGAGAGGUUGACGGCGAGCACUAGCAGCAGACAGAGGAGUCGUCUGUCCGUCAUGGCUCAGUAUCUCUGCACCGUCCGCAGCCGCUUCACCAUCCCUGGACGGGCCUUUGUCCCUAAACCAAAGGUGGACGUGGGAGUUGUCCACUUCACUCCUCUGGUUCAGCCCCAGAUCGAGCAGCCCUUCAAGAUGGUGGAGAAAGUGGUGAAAAACGUCUUCCAGUUUCGCAGGAAGCACUGCUACAGAGGAGUGGAGAUGUUGUUCCCGGAGGCGUGCCGCGUCGACCUGACGCAGGAGAUGCUGCAGAGGGCGGACGUGGACCCCACUCUGCGCCCGACAGAACUCACCAUACCCCACUUCAGGGCUUUAGUCGACGCCUACGCUCAUCUGUGCGCCACUGAUCCCGGUCUCUUCCACUACGACUUCAGAGACGAGCUCAGAGCGAAGCACGUGAGCCGGAAAACCCACUCACCAACGGACACAUUUGUGGACACGUCGGCCACCUCUCUGCAGCCCUGCUGAAAGGAACCAAGAAAAGCCAACUAAUAGCUUGUGUUAGCUCAGGGAGACAACAGCCUGCUCUCAGCUUUGACAUUUCCACCUGGCAUCAGCAUGCAUUUUUAAAAUGUUUUUCCCCGGGAGCAGGAGUUACCUACGGCGGUAUAUGUGAAAUCCUGGGAUGGAGACAAGGCACUUAAAGGUCCCGGUGGGGGUUGGGAUCGACGACGGGACAACUCCGACCUGAACUGUGUCAUUAGGACAAAAAAAAGAGUUACACACAAUAGCUCUUUAAGAGUGAAUGUCUCUUCCCAAUCCUUAUUUCAGAUCCAGCUCACAUAAAUCCUUGUCCUGUGAGACCUGAGAGAAACACCGUGUUGUUGUUCACUGAAUAUCGCUCACAGCAUUUUAACAACACCAUAUCCAGGCCUUUUGUUUUUUCUUCACUGUGUACUUUAUUGCCUGGUCGCUGGGGAGACGGCGCUUAAAAGGGAGGAGAAAGUGCUGGGAGUUUGUCAGCUCGCAAACCACUCGUGUUUAUUAACGGAAAAUGAUUCUCAUUAAAAUGUGUUUUUGUUUCAAAUGUA
This is a messenger RNA of Solea solea (common sole), 1787 nucleotides long. RefSeq names its product transcription factor B1, mitochondrial (gene tfb1m). Gene Ontology annotation, cellular component: mitochondrial matrix. Bases 142 to 1224 code for a protein of 360 amino acids. Gene Ontology annotation, molecular function: mitochondrial transcription factor activity; rRNA (adenine-N6,N6-)-dimethyltransferase activity. The transcript is spliced from 8 exons. Lineage: Eukaryota; Metazoa; Chordata; Actinopteri; Pleuronectiformes; Soleidae. Gene Ontology annotation, biological process: rRNA methylation; transcription initiation at mitochondrial promoter. The record is from RefSeq and is a predicted model, not a curated record.